Molecule: messenger RNA, 390 nt
Organism: Rotaria sp. Silwood2
Lineage: Eukaryota; Metazoa; Rotifera; Eurotatoria; Philodinida; Philodinidae
Source: the annotation of a GenBank genome assembly
AUGACAGCUGCUAAAGAACAAGAGUAUACUUCAGUGUAUAUUUGGCUUGAUUCCAAUGCUAAUUCAAAUAGCCAAAGUGCAAUAAAAGUUAAAAAAAAGUUAAUAGCCAAACUUGAAAAUUUAAAAACAUUUAGCGAUAUUAAUGAAUUUGAAGAAUUUAUUGAAACAUAUGAUGAUGAAAAUAUUUUACUUAUUGUAUCUGGCUCAUAUGGACGACAAAUCGUACCGCAAAUACAUAAUUUACCGCAAUUAUUUGCUGUCUAUGUUUAUUGUUCGGAUAGAGUACGAAAUUUAGAAUGGGCAAAACAAUACACAAAAGUAUGUUCAUUACAAACAAACACAUUGACGUGCUUCACAGCUUUUUACUGCUACAUUUUGCAGAGACCAUGA